AUGCCCGGCCACCUGCAAGAAGGCUUCGGCUGCGUGGUUACUAACCGCUUCGACCAGUUACCGGACGACGAGUCGGACCCGUCCGAGAUUCUGAAAGCUGCCGAAAACAAGAAAAAAGAGGGGGCCGCUGCUGGCUCCGCUAAGAGCGCUGCCCAAGCCGCCAAGCAACCCAAGAGGGAGUCGCAGAAGGACAGGAAGAACCCGCUCGUGGACAAAAAGGAGGAGUCGCAGCCUCCGGUUCCCCUAAAAAAAGAAGGCAUCCGGCGAGUGGGUCGAAGGCCGGAGCAGCAGCAGCAGCAGCAGCAAGGCCAUCAGGGCUCCCAGCAUCAGGGGGCCCAAGGGGAUGGACGACCCAUAGACAAGAGGCCAGACCGCCGACCUCCUCGCGAGCGACGCUUUGAGAAGCCCGCCGAGGAAAAGCCUGAGGGAGGAGUCGGCGGCGGUGGCGACUUUUCUGCAGACAAGCCUUCAGGAGAGCGGCCCCCGAGGGGGCGAGGAGGCGGCCGCGGUGGGCGCGGUGGACGAGGGCGAGGCAUGGGCCGAGGAGAAGGCUUUGAAUCCCGUGGCAAGCGAGACUUUGACAGACACAGCAGCACUGAAAAAACGAACCAGAAAAGCGAGGAAAAGCGUAGCAGCAGCAGCUCACACAAUUGGGGAAAUGUGAAGGAAGAAACCAGUGUAACUGAACCAACUCCUGCUGCUGAGACGACUCCAGAGGGAGAAGAACAGGCACCUGCUGGCUCUGAGAACAAGGAGAACGAAGUGGAAGAAGUCAAACCCGAAGGUCCACGAGAGAUGACACUAGAUGAGUGGAAGGCCAUGCAAGACAAAGAGCGCACCAAGGUGGAAUUCAACAUCCGCAAGCCCAACGAGGGAGCGGACAGUCAGUGGAAAAAAGGAUACGUUCUGCACAAGUCCAAGAGUGAAGAUGGCACUCCGGACGAAUCUUCCGACCACCACUUUCGCAAACCGGCCAAUGAUAUCACAUCUCAGCUAGAGAUUAACUUCGGAGACCUAGGCCGCCCCGGUCGCGGACGCGGGGGCCCUCGCGGGGGCAGGGGAGGCCGCGGCGGGGGAGGCGGCAGACCGGCGCGUGGUGGAGGACGCUCUGAAAAGGCAAGCGGCGUGUCUGUUCCCAACGUGGAUGACCCCGAGGCCUUCCCCGCCCUGGCUUGA
Molecule: messenger RNA, 1176 nt
Organism: Nerophis lumbriciformis (worm pipefish)
Lineage: Eukaryota; Metazoa; Chordata; Actinopteri; Syngnathiformes; Syngnathidae
Source: RefSeq, a predicted model, not a curated record